AGUACUGAUGAGAGCAUAUACGCAUUGCAGCUAGCUGACUAAAAAUAAAAGCGCAGCAUUUAAAUACUUUACACAUUUAUAUAUUCACUGUUGUUGUGGUAACAUUUAUCUCUGGCUUGCGAGAUUGCUAAAGCAGUCAGAAAUGGGCACAUCGAUUUUUGCGAUUCGUUAAUCUAAAACGCCCUCUGUGCUAGGCAGUGAUACCGAACAUGGCCGCAGUCAUAUUGAAAGUACAGUCCUUUCAGGUCUUGAAAGCAGUAUUGCAACAGAAAUGGUUGUGGACCAAAGGAUUCGUCAGGUGUGCGUCUGUUGGGCCAGGCAGGAUCGAGAAGGUCCUCAUAGCCAACAGAGGGGAGAUUGCAUGCCGAGUGAUGCGGACAGCAAAGAAGAUGGGAGUGCGCUCAGUUGCAGUGUACAGUGAAGCCGACAGACAUGCUAUGCAUGUAGCCAUGGCUGAUGAAGCUUAUCAUAUUGGCCCAGCUGCAUCCCAGCUGAGCUACUUGUCUAUGGAGAAAGUCAUGGAAGUUGCCAAGAAAUCUUCUGCACAGGCUAUUCACCCAGGAUAUGGGUUCCUGUCGGAAAACACAGAGUUUGCUGAGUUGUGUAAACAGGAAGGCAUCAUCUUCAUCGGCCCUCCGUCUUCUGCCAUACGAGAUAUGGGGAUUAAAAGCACAUCAAAACACAUCAUGUCAGCAGCUGGUGUGCCCAUCAUUGAGGGUUACCAUGGUGAGGAUCAAUCAGAUGAGAAGCUGCAAGCAGAAGCUGCCAGGAUUGGUUACCCUGUGAUGAUCAAGGCAGUUCGUGGAGGAGGUGGGAAGGGAAUGCGCAUCGCACGUUCAGAGGCAGAUUUCCAUGAGCAGCUGGAGUCGGCUCGGCGAGAAGCUCGCAAGUCUUUCAAUGAUGACGUCAUGCUGGUGGAGAAGUUUGUGGAGAAUCCCAGGCACGUGGAAGUCCAGGUGUUUGGAGACCAGCACGGGAAUGCUGUCUACCUGUUUGAGAGGGACUGCAGCGUGCAAAGGAGACAUCAGAAGAUCAUAGAGGAGGCACCAGGGCCUGGCAUCAGCCCCGAGGUGAGGAGGAAGCUGGGCGAGGCCGCGGUGCGUGCAGCCAAGGCCGUCGACUACGUGGGAGCAGGCACUGUGGAGUUCAUCAUGGACGCUCAGCACAACUUCUUCUUCAUGGAGAUGAACACCAGGUUGCAGGUUGAGCACCCAGUGUCUGAGAUGAUCACAGGCACCGACCUGGUGGAGUGGCAGCUGAGGGUGGCUGCCGGGGAGAAGCUGCCCCUUAGUCAGGAGGAGAUUGUUCUCCGUGGCCACUCCUUCGAGGCCCGCAUCUACGCUGAAGACCCAAAUAACGACUUCCUUCCAGGGGCAGGGCCCCUCCUGCACCUUUCUACCCCACAGGCGGAUGAGUACACACGUAUCGAGACAGGGGUUCGUGAAGGAGAUGAAGUGUCAGCACACUAUGACCCAAUGAUUGCAAAGCUAGUGGUGUGGGGGGAGGACCGUUCUGCUGCCCUGAAGAAGCUAAGAUACUGCCUUCGCCAGUACAACAUUGUGGGUCUCAGCACCAACAUCGACUUCCUCUUGAGCCUGUCCGGCCACCCGGAGUUCGAGGCAGGCAACGUGCACACCAGCUUCAUCGCCCAGCACCACAGCGAGCUCUUCCCUGCCCCACGGGCCCCCUCCAGGGAGGUGGUGUGCCAGGCAGCCCUGGGGCUGCUGCUCAGAGAGAGGGCCCACACCCAGGAGUUCGGGGCGUGCAGUGACGACCAGUACUCCCCUUUUGCCUCCAGCAACGGGAGGAGGCUGAAUAUUCUGUACACCAGGCACAUGAGACUGCAGCUGGGAGAAAAUAAGGUGGAAGUGGCUGUUACGUACAACCCAGACGGCACAUACAGUAUGGAGAUUGGGGAGGUGGUCUUCCAGGUUUCAGGAGAGCUGCAUGAAGAGGGGGAGGCCUUGUACCUGUGCUGCUCUGUGAACGGGGUGCUGUCACGCCCCAAGCUGGUCAUACUUGACAACACUGUCCACCUCUUCUCCAUGGAGGGCAGCGCCCAGGUGGCAGUGCCUGUGCCCAAGUUCCUGGCAGGUGUCAGCACCUCGGGGACACAGAGCGGGGCAGUUGCCCCCAUGACAGGGACAAUUGAGAAGGUCCUGGUCAAGGCAGGCGAUAAAGUGCAGGUGGGAGAUGCCCUGAUGGUGAUGAUCGCCAUGAAAAUGGAGCACACCAUCCGAGCCCCCAAAGCAGGUGUUAUCAAAAAGGUUUUCUUCAAAGAGGGCUCCCAGGCCAACAGACAUGCGCCACUCGUAGAAUUGGAGGAAGAGGAGAACAAUGAACAAUAAGCCAUAUUACCGUGGU
Messenger RNA from Megalops cyprinoides (Indo-Pacific tarpon), 2364 nucleotides. It is a transcript of the gene mccc1, whose product is annotated as methylcrotonoyl-CoA carboxylase 1 (alpha). The coding region runs from base 210 to 2348 and encodes 712 amino acids. Gene Ontology annotation, molecular function: methylcrotonoyl-CoA carboxylase activity; metal ion binding; ATP binding. Lineage: Eukaryota; Metazoa; Chordata; Actinopteri; Elopiformes; Megalopidae. Gene Ontology annotation, cellular component: mitochondrion. The record is from RefSeq and is a predicted model, not a curated record. The transcript is spliced from 19 exons.